Priceomyces carsonii is the source of this 978-nucleotide messenger RNA. RefSeq lists its product as uncharacterized. Bases 1 to 978 code for a protein of 325 amino acids. Gene Ontology annotation, molecular function: aldose reductase (NADPH) activity; oxidoreductase activity, acting on NAD(P)H as acceptor. The transcript has a single exon. The record is from RefSeq and is a predicted model, not a curated record. Lineage: Eukaryota; Fungi; Ascomycota; Pichiomycetes; Serinales; Debaryomycetaceae. Gene Ontology annotation, cellular component: cytosol.
AUGACGAGAGCUAAUAGAACCUCAAUUGAUUUGGUUCGUCAUUUCAAGACAAAAUCAGGUACUCCUAUAACCGUAGGGACUGGUACUGGUACAAAAUGGCAAUGGAAGAAAAAACUCAGACCAGAAGAGGAAAGGGGCACAUUAGAUGAGGAAUUAGUUGAGCAGUUGUUGUUAGCAUUGAAGAAUGGCUACAAUCACAUUGAUACUGCGGAGGUCUAUACCACUCAUCCUGAGGUUGCAGCUGCUAUCAAAAGAAGUGGACGAAAGAGAGAAGACUUGUGGGUGACUACAAAAUAUGGCCCUGGCUUUAAAGAACGUCUUGCAGAAUCAAAAGGACCUGAGGACUUUAUUGAUAGGUCAUUGAAGGAUCUUGAUAAUGAUUAUAUUGACUUGGUUCUCAUCCAUUUUCCUUUUUUCAACACUGAACUCUCUCAUGGACAAAAUAUAGGAUCUGCUUGGAAAGAAUUGAUAAAAGCAAAAAAGGAUGGCAAAGUGAGGUACAUCGGCGUAUCGAAUUUUGCAAUACCUCAUUUAGAGGAAACUUUCAAGGUAUCAGAUUCUCCGGAAUACUACCCAGUGGUCAAUCAGAUUGAGUUUAAUCCAUACUUACAAAAUCAAAGUAAGGAUAUUGUUCAGUACUGUAGAGAUCACAAAAUUUUAGUAGAAGCGUAUGGACCACUCACUCCCUUGUUCAGAGUGAAGAAAGAUGGCGUGGAAAGGAAUGAACAUCCACUUGAGAACUUACUUCCCGAGCUAGCUGAAAAGUAUCAUAAGACGGAUAGCCAAAUCCUUCUAGCUUACACUUUGCAAAAAGGUAUUCUCCCUAUUACAACUUCAUCAAAAGAAGAGAGGAUUAGACAAGCCUUGGAAGCCUCGACGUUUUCUCUUGAUGAUUCAGAUGUCAAGGAAAUUGAUGAUGUUGGGUCCACUUUUCACUUUAGAAGUUUUUUUAAUAAUUUAUUCGAUGAUUAUGAAUGA